AUAUCUCGAAUCCGAACGUGCUUAGGCCUUCGCUAGCCCACGAGAUUCGGAGGCAGUGACCCAAGCACUUGAGACCAAUAAUGAUAAGGACCAACAUCUCAGCUCAUGUUAUGGAUGGCCUGAAAAAGGGCAAUAAUGCUCACAUGUUACAUCGCCCCGAAAUACUUCGGCACGUCCAGGGGGCGGGGGCGGGUUUAUUCUUACAUAUGAUGCAAUCUUCAUAAUCUGUUGCAUCUCGGAAAAGAGGGCAAUCGAGUCAUAUCGUGUAUGUUUAUAUGCCUCUGUCAAGGUUAGGAGAAAAGGGUAUAAAUAGGCUUACCUCUCCGUUGUCAAAAGUCAAACUAAGGGGCAGAAACUGUACGCUUCUCCUCAGCUCUCUACUUAUUUUGAUAUCUUUUUAUCAUCCGUGAGGAUUUUCUCGCAAUGCCCAGAUUUCAGACUUACUUCUUCUGCUUGUCUCUGACCGUUCUGGUCUUCUCCCCACUGGCAAUAGCCGUAGUGGACAAAUGGACUCCAGCCGGGUUCAACUGGUCCGCCGUCGACCCCGGUCCCAAGGAGAGCUGGAAUGGUCUGUAUCAGAAUCUCAGCGACCCGUCUGUGGCUGUCAGUAAAGAAGUCAUGGCCUUGGGGCAUGUGCGCACGGCAUCUGAUGGCUCAACGGCGUUGGCUAUUCCUUUCUUUCUCGGCCUCGCUUGGCAGGCGUUCAACCUUGUCCUCACCGGUGCUGGGCUGGCCGGGGCAAUCGUAUCCUGUCAACAGAGCGAAGGUUCACCUGAAAACAUCUUUUUUUGUGUCACAGGCUUAUUGAGCACGCUCGUUGGCAUCGGCGGCGCGGCUUCAGCGGCCAAGACCUAUGCCCAAUCCCGCGGUUACUUGGGCGUCGCGGCGAAUGCGUGGUCAAACUCGGGUCUCGAAAGCAUUGCACUGGAUGUUUUCAGCAAGCGCGAUCUUCUCACUCCUGAAUUGAAGAUCGCGCAGCAUGCCCAUAACCAUUUUGUCCAUACCGCCAUCCGUAGUCUGGCCGUGGAUGGCAGCGUGGAAUUUGUGGGAUACGCCGAGGACACUCAUCGGCUGGCGCGCCGUACGUCGAGCGAACACCCGUUCGCCCCCAUGUUUCGCUUCAAUCACACCAAGCACGGUGCGAUAGAGGUCACCUCGCGCGAUCUGGGGGAGGCCAAUGGGGGCAUGCACUUCACUGUCUCCUAUGCAGGUCAUCCGGCGCAUCAUGCCGCUAGCACAAAGCGCGACGAGUAUUUCCAGCACGAACGGCUCAACACCGAUCUCUUCGAGGGACGCUUCGACUCUGGAGCAUCUAACGCUGACCCAGCAACCAUUUCCUUUGAUGCAGCUGGUGCCUUCGACCAGAUCGAGUCAUCCGUGGAGUGCUACACGGACGGCAGUUGGCCGGAUGGGAACGUAUUGUCUGUGCAGAUGUAUGAUCAGGCCAACCAAGCGACUUUUGGGUUUGCCUCAAUUGGUAUCUUCGCAGAUAAUAGCGUCGAUUCCGGCCUUGAAGGAUUUGAACCUUCAGGUAUGCCGCUGGCUUCGCCGUCGUGUUAAACCUUUUCUCCACUUUCUGUUUGGCGAUUGGUUCCACAUGGCCUGAGAAACGAAGGAUAGGCGAGAAGGAUUUUUGCUGUCGGUAGAAGAAGAGAGAUGAGGGGAAAGAAGCUGAAAGAGGGGUUUGGCAAGGGUUAUAGUUGUGUUAAAGCCAAGUGGAAUACGCACUUUUGAGAGAAUCCGACGAUCUUCACCUGGUCAUUAACUGAUCUACUGAAUUAAUGCCAGAAAUGCUCGAGAUGUAGUAAAGAUAGGGUGCUAAAGGUAGUUUAUGUAGUCUUCAACAUAUUGAUGCAGAGUUCUAUUGGCUUGUUAACGACUUGACUAUAAUCU
Paecilomyces variotii is the source of this 1893-nucleotide messenger RNA. RefSeq lists its product as hypothetical. The transcript has a single exon. The record is from RefSeq and is a predicted model, not a curated record. NCBI's taxonomy places the organism in Eukaryota, Fungi, Ascomycota, Eurotiomycetes, Eurotiales, Thermoascaceae. The coding region runs from base 424 to 1560 and encodes 378 amino acids.